CCCUCCGUCUAGCUCAAAGCCUGCUAAAUGGAGAAACGACGUGAUGGCAGCGAGUUCGACUCUUUCCCGGUCUUUGGUGCGUCGCCCCCGCGCCACACGCGAUACAACGCCCAGCAACUUGCGCGCCACCCAACGGACAGAUCGCACAACCCCCCGUACUUCCCCGCCGGAGCCCACGUGCACGGCAUCCCAAGCCCGGGGGAGCGGCGGAAGAUUGAAUGCGCCCUCCGCGCGCAUCCCCCCAAUCUUCCGACUUUUCGGUGGGCGGGUCUCGGUCGCGGACCACCGAGGUCUGAUCCGGAAAUAUGCGACGCCGGUCUGGAAGAUUGGGCGGCGACUGGGCACGGCAUUGGGCCGGCAUCUAACCGCUCUAAUCAGCAAUUCACUCCCUUCCUCACACUUUCCUACCUCCCCUUCGCUUCGACAUUUCUUCCUCAAUACUUUCUUGUUCUCGUCCUCUGUGAGUCCCCUAACCUCGUUCUUGUUCUGAGUCUUACGUCCUCUUUCCUUCAGGCCAUCACGUCGACCGCCACGACUCGCUACGGCCUUCCGCAUCUCACCACCACCUGCGUCGAUGCCACGCUCAUCUUCUGCGCCUCGAUGCGCGCUCAGCAGACUUGCAACUGGAGGGGAGGCCACUCGACGACGUUCGGAUUGGAGCGGGCCGCCGUACGGCCUCCGACGACGGCAGGGCUGCAUGCCGUCUCUGUAGAGGAACAACAGGACGGUCUCACUGCCGUGCUCAUCUCGGUGAGUCUGCGCUCUUUUUCACCGCCAGCUGCACCGCGGGCGAGCGUCGUCAGUGUCGGUGAGCUGAUUCUCCUCCGUCGCGUCUCGUGGAUCACCUCAGCGCAGGCGAUGAGCGCAGAACGCCGUUUCCCGCCCCCACCCUUCCUCUCCGUCGGCGUCUGGGAUAUUCUCGACUGUCGUCGUCACACGCGCAACGAUUCAGGACACCUCCUCUCUCC
Schizophyllum commune H4-8 is the source of this 968-nucleotide messenger RNA. RefSeq lists its product as uncharacterized. The transcript is spliced from 7 exons. Lineage: Eukaryota; Fungi; Basidiomycota; Agaricomycetes; Agaricales; Schizophyllaceae. The annotation marks the transcript as partial. The record is from RefSeq and is a predicted model, not a curated record.